Dermatophagoides pteronyssinus (European house dust mite) is the source of this 3588-nucleotide messenger RNA. Its product is annotated as guanylate cyclase soluble subunit beta-1-like. The record is from RefSeq and is a predicted model, not a curated record. Gene Ontology annotation, biological process: cGMP biosynthetic process; response to oxygen levels. Gene Ontology annotation, molecular function: heme binding; guanylate cyclase activity. NCBI's taxonomy places the organism in Eukaryota, Metazoa, Arthropoda, Arachnida, Sarcoptiformes, Pyroglyphidae. Gene Ontology annotation, cellular component: guanylate cyclase complex, soluble.
CAAUGGAAAAUACUGUCGUUAGGUCAUUGUAUAAUAGUAGUCAUCAUUAUAAUAUUGAUUUUACCUAAUUUUUUUUGGAAAUCAAAAUGAAAACUUUAGAAAUUCAACAGCCACCAUUAAAUCCAUUUAUUAAUGGAACAAUUGAUCUAUUGGCUGGAUCAGCCGGUGGUACGGCUACUGUUCUUGUUGGACAACCAUUGGAUACGAUCAAAGUGAAGAUGCAAACAUUUCCACAUCUAUAUCAAAAUACAUUGAUUUGUUUUAGACAAACAUUGUUGAAAGAAGGUGUACGAAAAGGAUUAUAUGCUGGAACAUUACCUGCUUUAUUGGCAAAUGUAGCCGAAAAUUCUGUUCUAUUCUGUGCUUAUGGUUUUUGUCAGAAAAUUGUACAGUUUACAAUGAAUAAAGAUUCUUGUAAUACGUUGGAAAAUGCUACAGCUGGUUUUUUAGCAGCAUUUUUCUCUUCAUUCACAUUAUGUCCAACCGAAUUAAUCAAAUGUAAAUUACAAGCAUUACGUGAAACGGGUAAAGGUUCGAUUGGUGCAUUCGAAUUGACCCGUAACAUUCUUAAAUCUGAAGGAAUUCCCGGAUUAUUUCGAGGAUUAACGUCAACCAUGGCCCGUGAAAUGCCUGGAUAUUUUUUCUUUUUUGGUGGUUAUGAAUAUACGAAAAAAUUGAUGAUUAAACAUGGCGGACAAAGUGAAGAAUUAGGUUUAUUGAAAACAACAAUAGCUGGCGGUAUUGGUGGUGUUUGUCUUUGGACAUCAAUAUUUCCAUUCGAUGUGGUUAAAUCACGUAUACAAAUUCAAUCAAGCAAAGAAUCGAUGAAUAAAGUACUAAUUACAAUAUUACGACAAGAAGGCAUAAAAGGUCUUUAUAAUGGUCUUACACCAACAUUGUUACGAACAUUUCCAUCGACUGGAUCAAUAUUUUCCUAUUCCGUAAAUGGUCGUGAUCCGAUAAAAACCAUAAGAGAUUUUGCCCUAGAAACAGAUGAAGUUAAAAUACUUGAAGAACGAUUUAUUGAUCAUUUCACUGAGACGAUCUUAUCAAAAUUGGCUAAUGAAAUGAAAUCAGGUAUUCCAUCCAUGAGCAUUCCUCCAUUAGAUCCAUUACGUUUAGAUGAGAUACGAGUAGAACCACAUAUCGGAAAUGAAAUUUUCACUAUAAAAUUGAACAAUAUUCAAAUCGAAGGAUUAUCUGAUCUGGAUAUUCAGGAUAUAAGACCAAGAUUGAAUGUUCUCAAAGUUCGAUUUGCAUUACUUUUUCCAAAAAUUACGGCUGGCUGCCAUUUUAAGGUGAACGGUACUAUUUAUAAUGUUAUUGAUGUGAAUGGUGAAGGUCAUGGUAAAUUGGAAUAUGAUGAUGUUCUUGUUCGUACACAAUUGAAUUUAGUUCAUGAAAAUAAAACUUUCCGAAUAGCUAGCUGUGAUCCCCCAUUGAUUGAUUUUAAUACGGCAAAAAUUGUUCUAACAAAUCAAAAUAAUACUGGUAUUGCAAGCGAACUUGGAUCAUUAUUAUUCUGGGUUUUUGCCGAUCAUGUUGUACAGGAAAUUGAUCAAUAUCUACUUAAAUACGUCAAUAAUAACAUGUUAUUAUUCAAAGUUCCAGAAACUUUUAGUCCAGCAGUAACUUGGCUAUUGAAUCGAAGUUCAUCACAAAAAUCGAACAAUGAUGAUUCGCCUAAUGAUGAUAAUGGCUAUGUUAUGGUCGGUAAUAAUGAUCCGAAUCGACCUCCAUAUCCUCAAACAUUGAUGCUCAACGAUGAGUUUGGUCUCAUCCAUGAUUGCCUUGAAGAUUUUGUCAUCAAACUUUUUGGUGAAGAAAAAUGGUUAAAUAUUUUUUUUCGUGUGACACACAGUAAAGAAGGUUCAAUGAGAUUAUUUUAUUACAGUCAACGAAAAGGACUUGCUGCAUUUGUAAAAGGUAUGAUCACAACUGCUAGCCAGGAAAUAUUUCGUACCGAAGUUAUUGUGAACAUUAUAUCUAUCGAAAAUGACGUCGUAGAAUUUGAAAUAAUUAAUAAAUCAAUUGAUCCGGAUUCCGAUGCAUUCGAAAAGAUUAAAACACCAUUCACCGACAAUACGCUUAGUACAUCACCGAAAAGUCUUUUUUUCAGUGUCGAAACACUUUGCGAAGCAUUACCAUUUCAUUUUGUUUUUCGAAGAAAUUUCCGUAUCGUUCAAAUGGGUAAUUCUUUAAAACGUUAUGUCAAAAAAGAUUUACUUACUAAAAACAAAACCAACAAAAUAAUGUUCAGCGAUCUGUUUAUCAUAUCUCGACCAAUUAUUGAAUUAGAUUUUGAGACAAUUCUUUCAUUUUCUAAUCAUCUUUUCAGUUUGAUUAGUCGUGAGGAAUAUGUUAAGGAAAAUCUUCGAAAAAGUUCAUAUGUACCAAGAAAAUUUUCAUUAUCAGAAUCAGUUCAGAAACAACAUCCAAGGCUUGAACUUAAAGGACAAAUGAUCUCAUUACCAGCAUAUGAUUCGAUUCUUUUUGUAGGAUCACCGAAAAUUCCCUACAUACAAGAUAUGGCUAAUCUAGAUCUAACCAUGUCCGAUUUUCCUAUUUCCGAUGCUACCGGACGUUGUAUCUUGAUUCGUUCACUUCAUAAAGAUGAUAUUGAACUUAUUAAAAAAUAUGAUGUGGCUGCUAAUCAUUUGAAAAUUGUUGAGAAAAAAUUAAGGUUGGAGAUAAGUAAAAAUCAUAAAAUAUUACAUGAAAUAUUUCCAGCCAAAAUUGCUCGAAUACUUUGUCAGAGUAUAAAAGUGGAUGCGGAAUAUUUUGAACAUGUUACCUGUCUAUAUUCCGAUAUUGUCGAUUUCACAGCAAUGUGUAGCUGUUCAAGUUUAAAAGCUAUCGACAUUGUUAAACUACUUAACAAAUUAUACAUUCAAUUUGAUAAUCAAACCAAUUAUUAUGGUACAUUUAAAGUAGAAACUGUUGGUGAUGCUUAUGUUGUCAUUAGUGGAGUACCGGAAUCGGUUGAAGAUCAUGCAGAUCGAGUAGUGGAAAUGGGUUUAGCAAUGGUGCAUGUAACUCGUACAAUCAUAUCGCCUAAAGAUGGAAAACAUAUUGAGAUGCGAAUCGGUAUACAUUCAGGUCCAUGUAUGGCCGGAAUUGUUGGAUUAUCAAUGCCUCGUUAUGCUGUCUUCGGUAGAACAAUUACAUUGGCUAAUAAAAUGGAAUUUGCUGGUCCACAUGGAAUGGUACAUAUUAGUGAAGCUACUAAAAAUUAUCUAAAAAAAGAUAAAUACUAUUUUGUUGAAGCCAAUGUUCAACAUUUAUUUGAUUUUCCAACUUAUAUUGUUACGAAAUUGUAUGAAGAAUAUCAUGAAGAUUAUUUAGUAGUUGAAAAUAAUCUUAAUAUGACUGGUGGCCUAUUCAAAUCUCCAUCACAAUCACCGGUAGCGAAAACCAAAAACAUGCCGGCAAAUUCGAACAUGAAUUUUUCAAAUAUCGAUUUUCGUCGUGGUAAACAGCCUAAAACUUUCGAAAAUGAUUCAAUCAUUCCGUCCAUACGGAUCAAUCCUUCUGAAUCUCAAAUAAAUGAUAAAUAUCUUAAAAUCUGAGAUAUCGAUUCUUUUAAAA